This is a messenger RNA of Notechis scutatus (mainland tiger snake), 456 nucleotides long. The record is from RefSeq and is a predicted model, not a curated record. NCBI's taxonomy places the organism in Eukaryota, Metazoa, Chordata, Lepidosauria, Squamata, Elapidae.
UGCGGGUGGAGCCUCGGGCCGACCCAGCCGCGUCGCGUCGCGCCGCCUGCCGGGUUGACGUGGCUGGGUCCGGGCGGGGAGAUGGCGGACGACAGCAGGCAGAACAAGCUGGCGGCGGCCAAGAAGAAGCUAAAAGAAUAUCAGCAGAAAAACAGCCCUGUGUCCACAGCGGGGGCCAAAAAGAAACGGAGAGGUAAAGAAGCAAGCCGCCCAGAGACGCCUGUUAGUGAUGGAGUACAAUCUCCUGAAAACAUUGAGAACCUUCUGAAGGUGCUGGUGUCCGACUUUAACGGCUCCAAUGGGGUAGCCAUACCUUCCUUGGACAAGUGGAAGAUCGGUGACACUGAUCAUAACACUGUGUUGGACGAAAAUAGGUCCCUCUCGACGACGGAGAGCCUCCGCAAGCUCUCUGAGCAGCUGAACGGCAUGGUCAGCCAGGUAAGAAGCCAUCUUUGA